This is a messenger RNA of Symbiodinium sp. CCMP2456, 1770 nucleotides long. The record is from the annotation of a GenBank genome assembly. Lineage: Eukaryota; Dinophyceae; Suessiales; Symbiodiniaceae.
AUGGAGUUCCCCAUGUUCACCAUUCCAGUCGAGACGCUGCUGCAGAUGACGACAAUAGAACCGCACGAGGAGCUUCAGGCCCAGGGAUCUCUCGUUGUCUUCGACCGGAGCAUGGGGAACGCAGCUUUCGUGUCGCAUCAGUGGCUGGCGAAGCACCAUCCGGAUCCAGAGCUGAAGCAAUUAAGGGUUCUGCAGGAUGCACUGCGGCAUCUUCUGCAUAAGCUGACUUCUGUUCCAGUGGAUCCGCUCACCGAAAUCUACGUACCCACGGCUGAGUCUCUCCCACUCCGCGACUUCCAGACGAAGCCGCUUUAUUUGUGGUACGAUUAUUUCUCCUGCCCGCAGCUUGGGCAAUCAUGUGAGAGCCGAAGCAAUGGCCGCUCGGGGAGUCAGCUAGCUGAUGCAAUCGACAGCAUUCCGGCCUACGUCGCAGAGUGCUCGUACUUUUUGGGGCUUUGCCCUGUGGUUGACUGCCCAGAUGACGGGAGGGUCCUGGGCCCCAUCAGCUGGGCUCAACGAGGCUGGUGCCGUGUUGAAAGAGUUUUGCGGGAACUCUCGCGAGAUGGCAGCUGGAUCCUCAUCAAAAGCGCUGAGUGCUUUGAGCUUGUCGGCACAGAGCUUGCCUUCGUUAGUGGCGCCGUCGGUGAGGGCGAGUUCACGCUGGCACAAGACCGUUUCAAGCUUGCCCCAGUCUUGAAGGAGGCAGUCAGGCGAAAGCUGUUGGACUGCCUCGCAUCGUUCGACUUUGAAUCUUACCGGCUGCAUCUGAACAUGCAGACCGUUCAUCUGCGAGGCUUGAAUACCGAUCCUGUGACGGAUCUUGUUCCUGGUUUCGAGCCGGGUUUCGGUGGCAUACCGGACGUGGUGGCAGAGUUUCUACACCAGAACGGCUUCCGAACCGUCCUCGACAUCGAUGGUGCCGGGUGGGCUCCGGUGCACUAUGCCGCAUUGGGUGGGCGAACAGACGUUAUUGAAGGACUGUUGCGGCAACACGCAGACCCCAACAGGCGGACUUCCAAGGACCAGCCGAAAGUAGGGUGUCCUGUCUCGAUGUCGGCACUCGACCUCACUAUGCUCUUCAAGCACAGCGAUGCAGCACGCCUGCUCAUAGCCGCGGGUGCUCGCAUGGAUGGCAGUAUGAUGCCGAGCAUGGCCUAUGCGUCGAUAUCCAACAAUCCAGAAGGGAUCCGCAUUCUGUGUAAUGCGGGUGUUGACCCACACACAGAAAAUCAAAUCAAUAUCCCAAUGCUUGAUUUCUGCAGUGGCUACGGGUCGCUUGCAGCGGUCGAGGCUCUUCUCGCCCAGGCGCUUCCUGGGACGCUGAAUUUGUCGCAGGCCCUCUGGGCCUCGAUGUGGUGCUGUCGUGGAGGCACGGCAGAAAUGGUCGAGCGCCUGGUCGGGCUCGGGGCAGACGUGAACCACCAGCGCAAGAUGAGAACCGGCUCGGCACUCGACAUCCUCCAAGUAGCCAAAGCCAAGUCACUUCAGCACCAGUCUGUCGAAGCCACAACUUUGGCGGCUCUUUGGUACCACAUUCGCGACAUGACGCCGCUGAUGGGAGCUAUAAUAACAGCCCAGUACGAAGGUGCCGCUGCCCUCAUCGCUUGUGGUGCACGCCUAGACUUGCGAAACGCAAAUGGUUGGACCGCAAAAGGCUUUGCAGCAGGCCAGUCAAUUCCUCGUUUUCUGAAACUGGCAUUCGAGGGGGAUGCUUCGGAAUGUUUAAAGGUGUACAGACUGGCUUUGGCCCACACCUCUGUUGAAAUCUGA